AUGGUAGAAGUCGAUGUGGAUGAAGCAGAUGUGCUGGUUCUGCGCCAAAAACUCAAAAAUUUCUCUGAAUUGUCUAACCAAAUCGAAGUUUCUCUCACCAGUAUAGGUCGCACCACAGCGCAAUGCAGCGCAUUAUUUACUCCUAUUAUCAAUUCGAGUGCUUUGCUUGCUACGUUGCAAAGAAACAUCGAGAGCAGCAUCGAAUCGGUAUCUUCAAUCAAAGAUGUGGCCAACGAGGCAUCGAAGCACGAAAUCGUGCUUUCGCAGGGUUUGGAACAAGUUGGCCUGAAAGCCUACAUCAAGGCCAUCUACAAACUAGAAGACAUAACGGAAGAUAUGGAAUCACAGCAAAAAGGACACGCGGAAUCUGUUGAUUUCGAAGGCGUGAAGAACCAUCUCCGUGAACUCAUUAGAGACAGUGAAAAUUCUCUUCACAGCUAUUUUACAGGUAUUCUCAAUAAAAUUGAGCCAUUCGACCCACAGAUAUGCAUGAACAAAAAACAGGCUUUUCCAUAUUAUGAAGAUGACGAUAUCUUGAAGUUAGCAGCCUUGGUCGAUUAUUUUGAAGCAAGUGGCCGAGGUUCAAUCUCAGACGUUGUUAUUGGCGGACGAAACCAAUUGAUUGUCAAGAGUUUAGCAUUUCUGGAACCUUUCGCAAAGCAAAUUACGACCAAAGAGAACAUUCCCUACACGAAGGGCAGUAGCGGGCUAAUAGGCUACUCAGAUGCUUUAGUGGGGUUCAUCGCCAACGAAUACGCAUUCACCGAAGAAAUUUAUGCCAAGCAGCCCAAAAGUCAACCGAUCGUUUUCUCGAAAAUCAUUCAACCCGUUUUAAUGAAUUUUAUUAAGAUUGUAAACAUCAAUCUCUCACUUGUCAAAAAAAGCCUCUCUCACGUUGGCCUUUUUUGUUUCGAGUUGAAAGAUUGUGUCGAUAACGUUUUGAGAAUUCUGAGAGGUAAGCCUCUAAAUGGAUUCGAGCCUUUGGUCUCUGCAGGUCAGGAAAUCAAAUUGGUUUUGCAGUCUCUAUUCAAAGAACUCGUUCAGUACAUCGACGGAAAGGCGGAAUCUCUCUCACAACUCCCGUCUGACAACGGUGUAACAGAAUCGACGGUAGACGCGAUGUCAAGGUUGCGUAAAUUCAGCGAAUACAAAACGGGCUGUCUGAGCGCAAUUGAAGGGAUGCCAAGGGCUUCGUGGCUACCGUCCGAUUUUCAAGAAAAGGCAUAUACUUUCCAGGGCUUGGUAACCGAUGAUCCGCGUGCUCUCAUUUCCUGCUUUUUCAGUGAUUGCAUUGAUUGUUUGAUUAUCUCGUUGGAGCGACGCGCACAAAGAAUCCUGAUGCCUCAUCAAGAACCAGAGAUUGGAAAUCCUCAAAGCUCUCGGAAUACGCAUAAGCAAAGGAUCGGAUUUUUUCUCAUCACUAACAUAACUCUUGUUGAACAGAUUGUCUCUCGUUCUGAGCUAAGUUCAGUCUUAAGUGAACAAGGAAAAGCUAGGCUUGAGAAAUUGAAAGAUAGAUAUGUGGCCUACUUCAUUUCGGAUUGGAGAAGCCUGACAGCAAAUUUACUGGACGCGGUUUUCGUUGACAGUACUGGUAAGGUUUCAUCGAAAGAUAAAGAUCAAAUAAAAGAGAAGUUCAAAAAAUUCAACGACGGCUUCGAAGAACUUGCAUCCAAUUUCAAGCAUUUCAGGAUAACAGAUCCUGCGAUGAAAAAAUUACUCCAAAAGGAGAUCACGUCCCUUGUAAUGCCUCUCUAUGAGAGAUUUUAUGGCAGAUACAAAGAUACCUUCAAAAAUCCUCGAAAGCACAUCAAAUAUACACCAAACGAAUUGAUGUCUGUGAUUAAUUCUCUUGGAAGAUGA
This is a messenger RNA of Lachancea mirantina, 1863 nucleotides long. The record is from the annotation of a GenBank genome assembly. Lineage: Eukaryota; Fungi; Ascomycota; Saccharomycetes; Saccharomycetales; Saccharomycetaceae.